Molecule: messenger RNA, 942 nt
Organism: Prosopis cineraria
Lineage: Eukaryota; Viridiplantae; Streptophyta; Magnoliopsida; Fabales; Fabaceae
Product: probable CCR4-associated factor 1 homolog 11
Exons: 1
Coding region: 1-942 (313 amino acids)
Cellular component (GO): P-body; CCR4-NOT core complex; CCR4-NOT complex
Molecular function (GO): nucleic acid binding; poly(A)-specific ribonuclease activity
Source: RefSeq, a predicted model, not a curated record
AUGAAUCCAGACCCGAAUAAUGGAAAGCAAGUGAUUGUUCGUGAAGUUUGGGCUUCAAAUUUACAUACUGAAUUGUCUUUGAUUCAAUCUGCUAUGCCAAGCUUCAAGUUUCCUGGUACAAUUUUCACUCCAAAAGUUGAUGAUAAGCGCUCUUACUCAGAGCUAUCUCCUUCAACUAAUUACAGCUUCAUGAAAGCCAACGUCGAUGCAUUAAACAUCAUCCAACUAGGUCUUGCACUAUCUGAUUCUAAUGGGAAUUUACCCAAAUUUGGAACUCAAAACGGACACAUUUGGCAAUUCAAUUUCUCUGACUUUGAUGUUGACCGAGAUCGUCACAAUGUUGAGUUCAUUCAAUUAUUGAAGAAGCAAGGGAUGGAUUUCUUGAGGAACAAGAAAGAGGGUGUUCGGUCUGGGAUUUUCAGGGAUUGCGUCCUAAAAUCUGGACUGUUUUUCAAUUCUGGACUCACUUGGAUCACAUUCCAUGGAACUUAUGAUUUUGGGUAUCUGAUCAAACUUUUAAUUGGAAGUGAAUUGCCACCUAACGUUCACAUGUUUAGUCACUUGGUGGCUCAGAUCUUUGAACCCAAAAUUUAUGACAUGAAGCACGUAAUGAAGUUCUGCAAUGGCUUAUAUGGUGGAUUAGAGAAAGUGGCUAAGACUUUGAAUGUGGAUCGUGUUACUGGGAAGAGUCAUCAAGCUGGGUCUGAUAGUUUGUUAACUCUGCAAGCGUUUAUGAAAUUGAAGGAUGUUUAUUUCGAUGGAAAUUACUAUUCUGGACUUGAAAGAUUUCAAGGGAUCAUCUAUGGUUUUGAAGAAGUCAAUACAAUGAUGAUGAUGAUACCAAUAAUUCCAAAGCGGCCUCCAAGUUCAUUAUUGGUUAUUCCAACGCCAACGUAUUCUCCUGGUCUACUUCAUCCAGUAGUGUUUAUGUCUCGUUAUUAA